AUGGCUACCGAUCCUUCCCUCCAGGACCCCCUUCUGGCCCUCCGUCGCGCCAUUGCAGCUGGCAACCUACCCACUGCGACGACAUCCUCCGAGCUCUCGACCGAUAACGCAACUGAAGAUCUGGCUAAAGCAACCCAUUUGUACUUCCAGCAUCCACUACCCCAGUCACUCGCGCUAAACACGCCGACUCGAUUCAUCUCGUCCGACUCCCCUGUUGACCUCCGCGGUAUCUUCUUCGCAUAUCAGAAAAAGGAUGUUGCGAUUCCCGAAUAUAUCACCUCGGUGCAGGAGCUGAAUGAGGCACUGAAACAGAAGGAGCGCGGCGAGGGGACACCAGAAGAAAGGGCGCAGAAUUUGUCGUUUGUUGAGCGCUUGGAUUUGAUUACAUGGCUGGAGGGCGCUUCGGACGACAGUGAAUAUAUCAAGCCCCUUGAGGGGGUUGCAGGUGUUCCCUCGUCGGCGGCCCAAGUUCAGGCCUCUGCCAAUGUUGGCUCUGUUGCCACAGGUGUAUCUACUGCUCCCAGUGGCGCACCCGCUCCGGGAGCCGCAGCUGGGAAGGCUGGGAAAGUCAUCGAUCCUAGGCUUCAAGAAAUCUACAACGGGGAGCGAAAAUUGGGAGAUCGCAACAGUGUUCUACGAGGGAUUAAGCAGACGGACUUUUCGCAUGUUCGCAAAGUCGCCGAAACCUUCCUCGGACGCAAUCGAUCACGGACAAGUCAAUACCCCCCAGGCGCAAAGCCCGGAGCCAAACCACAUGCCAUGGUUCCAGCGCCAUCAGCAGGCCUCUCUCAACCUCGCAAGGGCAGCUCAAAAACUCAGGAUCCCAUCAUCCUCCUCUCCCCCUCCGCCUCUUCCCUCAUCCGCAUGUCAAACGUCCGGUCGUUCCUCGGCGACGGAGUAUUCGUCCCUCCCGACCACGCCACACUCGCUAUGCCCAGUGCCUCCAGCAACAUCUUAUACAUUAACCGUCCGUUAGGGAUCUCCGACCCAUCAUCGUCAUCCCGCGCCGUCGGCUCGCAGAGCCAGUCCCGGAAACCCACCCGCUUCAUCCUCGUAGACAGCACCGCCAACUUCAAACCCGACUACUGGCAGCGACUGGUCGCCGUCUUCACCACCGGCCAAACCUGGCAAUUUAAGUCAUACAAGUGGUCCUCACCGCCGGAACUCUUCAAGCACGCCUCAGGCAUCUACGUCGGCUGGCGCGGAGAAGAUACCCCCCGCGAAGUCCGAGGCUGGGGCCGCGGCGUCCGCAGCUUCGCCGUUGAACGCUGGGAUGAAAAAGGUGGCGUCAACGGUGCAGGACGCUGGCGGGACCGCGAAGUCGUUGAAGGAAUCUGGACUGCCAUCGAGGAAGGCAUGAAGCUACGAGGCUGGGGGUCUAAAUAG
Molecule: messenger RNA, 1386 nt
Organism: Aspergillus puulaauensis
Lineage: Eukaryota; Fungi; Ascomycota; Eurotiomycetes; Eurotiales; Aspergillaceae
Gene: CDC73
Product: CDC73 C-terminal domain-containing protein
Exons: 2
Coding region: 1-1386 (461 amino acids)
Biological process (GO): transcription elongation by RNA polymerase II; positive regulation of transcription elongation by RNA polymerase II
Cellular component (GO): Cdc73/Paf1 complex
Molecular function (GO): RNA polymerase II complex binding
Source: RefSeq, a predicted model, not a curated record